Paracoccidioides brasiliensis Pb18 is the source of this 981-nucleotide messenger RNA. RefSeq lists its product as uncharacterized. The record is from RefSeq and is a predicted model, not a curated record. Bases 1 to 981 code for a protein of 326 amino acids. The transcript has 3 exons.
AUGUCGAAUCCACUCGAUAUAUGGACCGAGGAGGAGAAGACUUAUCUCCUCACAGAGAUCAUCAAAAAGGCUAGAAUCCCUCCAGGUUUCCUUUAUAACAUGAUCGCGGAACAUCAGGUCAGCCCUGCCUUCGCAGAAAUUCCACUCCCUCCAGGGCGUUCCAUGAAAACAUGUCAAGAUGCAUUUCAUCAGAUGGCCCAAGAGUAUGGUCACCUUGCUCAACACCGACACAGCCUCCCUGGCCCAACCGCUCCGCCUCAAAUGUCUCCAGGGGAAAGAAAACGUCCUCUUCCCCCUGUCCCACUCGAUAAACAGCCAUCGGGCCAUCGUGCAAUUCAGCCUAAGCCUGCCGCUCCUGGGCGUUACUCCAGCACUGAUAUUCGGACACAGCAACAAUUAUCUCCCAGUGUCGAUAGCAGUUUUUUUAAUGAACCCCCACGAAAACGAGGGCGGCCAAGUAAAGCCGAAAUGCAGCGACGGAGUAUGGCAGCACAAGCUCGAGGGGAAACAUACCCCUCCUUGAGAAAAGAUUUACCAAGGCCUGGAAUCCACCCAACACCACUAGCGCCAGGAGGAACCGAGUCUCAGGCUUCAGUUCUACCUUCAAUAAGGCAGCAAGUUCCCGAAGCAGCGGGUUAUGGGGGCCAUAUGCAACAUCCAGAUGCGCUGGGUUCUCAAACGCAGGAUAUAAGAGUCCAUCGAGCUCCGCGACCGCCAGCUGAAUCGAGCACGGGGGCUGCUGUAGGAGGAGCACUGAAUUCGGGUCCUGAGGAAUCAACACCGCGUACAAUCCUAGAUAAUCAAAUCGCACCUCCUCCAAUGUCAUUACCGCUUUCGUUCAGAGGCAUAAACCAAUCAAGUCCCAUACCUGCUAGUCCUAGGCCUCAGACACCGCUUAUAUUGAGCAAGACAGCCGGUGAAAAUAAUGGAGGAGAAUCUACACCAACCACCUCUGGAGCUGGAAGAGAGAACACAGCUUGA